This is a messenger RNA of Heteronotia binoei (common prickly gecko), 7489 nucleotides long. It is a transcript of the gene MEF2C, whose product is annotated as myocyte enhancer factor 2C. The transcript has 11 exons. Lineage: Eukaryota; Metazoa; Chordata; Lepidosauria; Squamata; Gekkonidae. Gene Ontology annotation, biological process: heart development; positive regulation of transcription by RNA polymerase II; cell differentiation. The record is from RefSeq and is a predicted model, not a curated record. Gene Ontology annotation, molecular function: DNA-binding transcription factor activity, RNA polymerase II-specific; protein dimerization activity; histone deacetylase binding. Bases 797 to 2218 code for a protein of 473 amino acids.
GAAGAGGAGCGUUGCCGCCGCCUCUCCCUCCUCUGCUGCUCCGAGCUGGGCGCUCUGUUUGUUUUAUUAAAACGCUUUCGGGAUGUGAUCCCGCCCCCUUUUUGCAAGAGUGAAACUGAUUAUUUCUCCAGCUCGGCAGGAGAGAGUCAUUCGUUUGGGAUUGUGGGAGAGAGAGAGAGAAAGAGAGAAAAGAAGAGGAGGAGGGAGGACAAGAAGGAAGAGAAGCUUCGCCGGGCGUGGAGUUUUGAAUCCUCCUCUCCCUGCCUCUCUUCCCCUCCCUACCUCCGAUCCGCGAUGUUACAAAGCCUGUGAGCUGCGCUUUUCCCAUUCGCCUCCUGUCACUUCCUUCCUGGACGCUUUCAGGACGAGUCCGCUCGUUUACUUUUAUUCCGACCAAGCAGCUCAGGCACUUUCGCCUCCUGCAACGCUCUUCCUCACACACUCCAGAUAGCUUCUCAUUGGAUUGAUUGUCAAGGUUGUGUGUGUAUGCGGUUCAAGGAGACUGCAUGUUGAACCAGGUGGUGAACAUCUUACAAGGCUGGAAGAAGAACUAAAGGUUUCUCCCCCUCCCCCCCAACCCUCCUCAGUGUGUGUGUGUCUCUCUGGUUCCCAAGAAGGGGAAAAUAUCGCAAAGAAUAGCCUGAUCAUCCAAACGUUUGCAAUCAGGAACGGAUGCAGGGGUCUGUGAAUUGAAUUGUGUAAGUGCUGAAGAAGGAGUCUUGGUUUGAGGAAAGAGGAAGGAGAGAGAAGAAAAUACAUAAGUGUAGGAACAAAAGAGAGAAGAAAAACGGGGACUAUGGGGAGAAAAAAGAUUCAGAUCACGAGGAUUAUGGAUGAGCGUAACAGGCAGGUGACAUUUACAAAGAGGAAAUUUGGGUUAAUGAAGAAGGCUUAUGAGUUGAGUGUGCUGUGUGACUGUGAGAUUGCUCUAAUCAUCUUCAAUAGCACCAACAAACUGUUUCAGUAUGCCAGCACUGACAUGGACAAGGUGUUGCUGAAGUAUACAGAGUACAAUGAGCCACAUGAGAGCAGAACAAAUUCAGAUAUUGUAGAGACAUUGAGAAAGAAAGGACUUAAUGGUUGUGACAGUCCAGACCCCGAUGCAGACGAUUCAGUAGGUCACAGCCCUGAGUCUGAGGACAAGUACAGGAAAAUUAAUGAAGAUAUUGAUCUAAUGAUCAGCAGGCAAAGAUUAUGUGCUGUUCCACCACCCAACUUUGAGAUGCCAGUUUCUAUCCCAGUGUCCAACCACAACAGCUUGGUAUACAGCAACCCAGUAAGCUCCCUGGGGAACCCCAACCUUUUGCCUCUGGCCCACCCUUCCUUACAGCGCAAUAGCAUGUCUCCUGGUGUGACACACCGGCCACCAAGUGCAGGUAACACAGGUGGCCUGAUGGGUGGGGACCUCACAACCGGUGCAGGCACCAGUGCAGGAAACGGGUAUGGCAACCCUCGAAACUCACCAGGUCUGCUGGUCUCACCUGGGAACUUGAACAAGAAUAUGCAAGCAAAGUCUCCUCCUCCCAUGAAUUUGGGAAUGAACAACCGUAAGCCUGAUCUCCGAGUGCUGAUUCCACCUGGCAGCAAGAACACAAUGCCAUCUGUGUCUGAGGAUGUUGAUCUGCUUUUGAAUCAGAGGAUAAAUAACUCCCAGUCUGCUCAGUCACUGGCUACCCCAGUGGUUUCCGUGGCAACUCCUACUUUGCCAGGGCAAGGGAUGGGAGGGUACCCAUCAGCCAUUUCUACAACAUAUGGUACCGAAUACUCACUGAGUAGUGCUGAUUUGUCAUCACUCUCUGGGUUUAACACAGCCAGUGCUCUUCACCUGGGUUCUGUCACUGGCUGGCAGCAGCAGCAUCUACAUAAUAUGCCACCAUCUGCCCUCAGUCAAUUGGGAGCUUGCACUAGCACUCAUUUAUCUCAGAAUACAAAUCUCUCCCUGCCUUCUACUCAAAGCCUCAACAUCAAGUCAGAACCUGUUUCUCCUCCUAGAGACCGUACCACCACACCCUCGAGAUAUCCACAACACACGCGUCAUGAGGCGGGAAGAUCUCCUGUUGACAGCUUGAGCAGCUGUAGUAGUUCCUACGAUGGAAGCGACAGAGAGGAUCACCGGAAUGAAUUCCACUCUCCCGUUGGACUGACCAGACCUUCGCCGGACGAAAGGGAAAGUCCCUCUGUGAAGCGCAUGCGGCUCUCUGAAGGAUGGGCGACAUGAUAACAUUAUUAGCUAUUAGGGUUUUUUUUCCUUGCAGUGUGUGUGUGUGUGUGUGUGUGUGUGCUAUACCUUAAUGGGGAAAAGGGAGGGAGGGGUCGAUAUCCAUUUAUGUGCUGUGUGUGGGGGGGGGGGAAGUCAGGUACUCUGUUUUGUAAAAGUACUUUUAAAUUGCCUCAGUGAUACCAUAUUAAGGAUAAACAGCAAUGCUGAGAUAAGCUUCGCACUUGAGUUGUACAACAGAACAUGUGUACAAAGUAGGUUUUAAGGUUAACUUCUUUUCACCGUUGUGCUCCCUUGCAAACUGUAUGUUACAAUAGAUAGUGUCAUGUUGCAGGUUCAACGUUAUUUACAUGUAAAUAGACAAAAAAAAGGAAACAUUUGCCUACUAUGGCAGAUCUUUACUGAGAGAGAAAGCAGCUGUUAUGCAACAUAUAGAAAAUGUACAGAUGUUGUGGGAGACCCAGGUAUUGGGUGACCAAGAAAAGAAGAUGGAAAAAUCUAGGUCAUCCAAUAUAUCUGAAAUGUUCACAAAUGCCUAGGCAUAUUGUUAGAGUAUGGCACUCAGUUAAACGGAUCAAAAACUUUUAAAAGAGAAUCAUACUUAUAAAAAAAAUGUUUUUAGUUUGAGGGCUAACCUAUUUAAUUUUUAAAAUACUGGGUCUGCAUCACUUAUUAAAUAAAAUAUAAAAAUAUGUAAAUUACAUUUUCCUUAUUUUCAUAUUAAAAAGUAAGAGAGUUUGCAAAGCAUUGUGGCUUUUUGUAGUCUACUUAAGCCAAAAUGUGUUCUUUUCCCCCUCCAUAGCUUUGCCAAUAUUUUAAACAACCCUGAAAGAAACAAAAGGGGACUUUUUUUGUAUAGAAAGCACUACCCUAAGCCAUGAAGAACUCCAUGCUUUGCUAACCAAGAUAACUGUUUUCUCUUUGCAGAAGUUUUGUUUUUGAAAUGUGUAUUUCUAAUUAUAUAAAAUAUUAAGAAUCUUUUAAAAAAUCUGUGAAAUUAACAUGCUUGUGUAUAGCUUUCUAAUAUAUAUAAUAAUUAUGGUAAUAGCAGAAGUUUUUGUUAUCUUAAUAGUGGGGGAAUUAUAUUUGUGCAGUUGCACAUUUAAGGGGUUUUUUGUUUUUCUUUUAAUCUGCAUACAUUUACAGAAUCAGUCAGCUGUUGAAGGCUAAUCUGCAAAGAUUAGAAUUUUCUCUUCCUAUAGCAUCCCAUUCAUUCUAAUCCAUCUGCAAUCAAUUUGGUGAACCAUUGUAUAUACUGAUUAGUUCCGGCAUACUGGUCUGUACAUUUGACCAAGGUCCCCUUUUUACCUCAUAUCUUGAGUAUCUUGUGGCUUUCUGCUGAUUUAAAUCAUAACGUGGCUUAUCUUUGUCCUCAUUCCAUAAAUUCAACUGAAUUGGCAUCCUUUCAUUAUUUGCUCUGAUGUGCACCUGGAAGAUGUACCAUAUUUUCAAAUUUAUGGAAGUGUAGAGUUAACAUAAAAGUGAAGAUAAAAGUUCAGUGAUGAGUUACCCAAACACCCCAAACCAACUCUGUUUAUCCCAAGGCACAGUUUGAUGCCUCAGAGAUAUGGGUGAGAAUAUUCAAAUAUAGAUAAUCAAUGCUAUCUUAGACAAUAUAAUGGGAGAUAAGAACAGCAGUAUGGUCAAGGCCAUCAGUUCUGAAGCUCAGGGUGAUUAUAAAUUUCAGGUUGCUGUAGUCUUAAGGUUUAUUCACAUGUGCACAUAUAUACUCGUAGUGCAAUCCUCUAAAGUUGUGUCAGGCAAAACCUGCUAAAUUCAUGGAGCUUAGACCUCCGAGCUUAGACUCUGCACAGGAUUGUGCAGUCACUUAUUAAACAUUGAGUAACCAAGUGAUUAUUGAUUCUUAGCUGUGUGAACUAUUUUCAUUGAAAGGUGCUUGACAUGACAUCUAUGGUUAGUCAUAGACUGUAAGUGAUUAACAUGUAUGUCUAGACAUGCCCAUUCAGGAAAUUAUAGGAGCUGAACUCUACUACCUUGUUGAAGCAGGUUUGAGAAAUCUCAUUCAUAAUAAAAUAUGUGGAUACUAGCUAGAUGUUUCACUUCUCUAACCCUCUGAAGAUAUACUUAAUGAGAUCAUCAUUGUUUUAGUAAAUCUCCAUUAUUAUUAUUCAGAAGGAACAUUUUUGAACCAUUUUGGUUCUACCCUACUUCCAACCCAGAAGAGUCAUUUUGAAAAAAGAAAAAACUGCAAGAAAAGGAUUAAAGUCCUGGCUAACUAAUGUUCCUCCAUUCCUCAUAGCAGAUUCCUGAUUGUCUUUUUAGAAAAGCAGUAGAAACAUCUAGUUGACCCUUACAUAGUCAUGUUAUCAGUAUAGCACGAGAAAGACAAAAGCCUUCAUCUUAAAUGCAUUUUUCCCCUUGUGCAGAAUUUUAAAGACAAGUGACCAGUGAGAUAAUUUAAUAGAAUAGAACUUGGGGAUCAAUUCUUACUCCCUAACUCAAAAUGUGUGGCAGCUUUUUAUGGCCACUCAGUAAUGAGUGAGAGGCAUUCUGCACAUGGUAAUUCACUCAUAUCUGUAAUAUUUCUUCAUACGCUUGAGCUCUGGUACUCAAAAGUCAUGAGGCUCAACCCUCAUCACACCUGUCUCAUAUUAAGCUCUACUAGUCGUACAUUAUAUUUUUGUGAGGUGAAAUCUGAGUAAUUCCUUUCAAACAUUUCAGUGCUAGAAGACAGCUGGUGCUGUCUCUGUUCCUGAAAUGGGUCUCCCUCUCAUUUAGAGUUAUUGCAACUAUAAAGAACUGUAAGUCGAAUGUUAUGGGAUACCUGUUCUUUAUCACCCAUAAAUACAUGCAGAUAGCUGAACAAUAGUUUUCCUAUAUCGUUUCUGCAUCACUCUAAUCUGAAACUGGACAAAGUGAAUGUAACUGGCUUACUGUUGGCUGUGAACUGUAUCAAGAGUUUUCUCAAGGUUAUGAGGUUCUGGGCAGUGUAAUAGCCAGCCACCAAUAAUGAGCAUGACUAAUACAGGUGAAGCUUGCCAUAUUUCUCCCAUCAUUUUUAUGCCAUGAUACCUACUUGCAAGUUCCUGAUUGUGCUGACAUUAUCAGCCAGCAACCCUAGCUUCCUGGUCUGUGAUGCUGUACUGGUUCAGCAGUUGCUUUGUCCCAACCUAAGUGUUUAUUGGCUGGCACAGCAAAUCUUAGGAGGACACCGAGACCAGGACAUUAUCACAUAUAUUCAUGGUAAAGAAAACAGUUCUGAUAAUUCAUCUAACAGUGACUUGCAAAAUAUAUGCAUGCAUUACAAAACAGAGAGAAUGGGGCCAAUAGUUGAUUUUAGAAACCCAAAUUGGGUUUCCAAGAUAGUUCCCUUAUCUUAACCCAUGCCAAUACUGGUCUACAUCUGAUUUUUUUUACUUCUAUGAAAUAUGCAAAUAUGUCACAACUGUACCUUCUCAUUCUUCAAGAGAAACAAUCCUUGGUUUAUCACUAUUGGGUAAUGUCAGUGGGAUUGGUGGGGAUCAGUCUGAAUUAGAACAGUAGCCAUAUGAAUAGUUUACCUUGCAGGUUGCCUAAACUACAAAAGAAAAAGAAAAACUUGAAUUUUUGUUGAAGGAGAGUAGAGAUUAAGGAUUGUUGGCCCAUUGCACCUGUUUGCAGACAAGCAAGCUCAUACAACUAGGCAAUUGGCCGCUGUUAUGACCUUGGUUUUUAAACAGCCACUGAACUGAAUCAUGUGACAAUGGACACCAGUUUCCCUCUUCUUUCUGCUACCAAGCUGUCUCAAGUAUUAGCAGGCAAGGAAGUUAAGGUUAAUUCAUACUUGUUGAUGGAUUUAAUAAAAGAAGCACAACUUUUAAUCAUGACAUUGCUUUCUAGAAAUUCUAGCUGUCUGUGUUUAGGUAUUCCCUCUGCCUGUACCUUAACCAUCUAUUGCAUUUGCAAAAGCUACUGUGGGGGCUUAUUGUGUGAUUUCCUUUAUAUUUAAGCAGUUUGGGGCAGCGCCUCAAAAGAGUAUUCACAUAAACUUUGGUCCAGGCAGUAUAAAGUGACUUGAGAUACCUCAGAGGCAUCUCCUCCCUUUCUUCUUUGGAAAGGUGUCAUAAAUGAAAUUCUGAAUCCUGAUUGCUGGUGGCGAUGAUAUGAUAUACACAAUCUGCACAAAUUUGUAUAUUGUAUGCAUGGAUGCCUUUCCCGGAGAAGUUUUUUGACUCAUUUAAAUGUUUUUUCAAAGUUGUUUUUUGUAACCAAAUUGUUUCUAUUUUCCCCGGAAGUGGAAUUUAAGAAUUUUUAAUGAUUAAUAUAAAGUUAUCUGCUGUUUCUCAGAGCUUUUUUUCAGGUAAAGCUUAAAAGCAAGAAUAAAACAACUGCUGUGCUGUUUUCAAGGAUGUCACAAACCCUUUUUUAUCUUUUUUUAUCGUUUCCGUUUGUCUUUGCCUAUAUACCCGUCAUCUUAGUAGACAAAACAAUGUGAUUUGGUUUUUUCUCCUCUUUUUUCCUUGCCCGAGAAGGCAAAUGCUUUGUCAUUUCGCGUGCCCCCCCCCAAAAAAAAGCACUUGAAACCUCAAUAAAGGCUGUUGCCUAAACACAGCAUACUUCAUUUGCUCCCGUUUUAUGCCAUCUGCAGUGACAUCCUCACUUCUGUGGCCUUCAUUUCCUGCCAUCACACAUCUCUUGAAGGUCUGAUGGAACAUUGGUGUCAGUUGAGAAUGCUUCACUGUCAACAUAAUAACAGGCUUUUGUGCAUAUAUUUUAACCAAAGAUGUGGAGCAAUCCAAGUGCUGAGUUAUAUACUUUUCUGUGUCAGAUUCCCUGUUUGAUUAUCAUCAUAAUUAGGUAGUUUGGUUUUACUGUUCCCUUUCAUACCUGCAACUGACCCAUGCCUCAAUUUGAUUCAAAGAGGUCAGCUCAAUGAAACCAGCAUUGUUGCCCUCAGAGUCACUGCUAUAGGCUUGCAUUACACCACAAGGCAUUUGACUUGGAUUGCUUCAGAUGAUUUGCUUCUAUUACAUUUUUUUCUGGGGAUCUGUUUCCAUUCAAUCAGUGAUAAUUUAAAAACAUCCUUUAAAUGGGGCAUACAAGCAUUUUGCAAGAAACUUUAAAGGCUUACAGCGGCAUAAGCUGGACUUUGUCGCCACUAGAUGAUGAAACAUUAUAACUAAGUUAGAAUCACAUCUGUGUAUCUCAAGGGACAAUUCAGCUGUCUGUAGUGAACAAAAAAUGGGAAAAUUUCAAAUGUUUCUUCUGCUGAAAAUAAGGUAUAAUUUGUAUUUUGCAGCCAAUCAGUAAAGUUACUGGCUUUCUUAGUGA